AUGGCCAAAUCGCUUUCAUUCCCUUGUUGCAGAGCCGUCUUCGUCGCGCUCCUUGUGGCCUUCACCGACCUCUCACGUGCUUCCAUGGAAUCCUUUUCUUGUUAUUUCACUUUCUUCAUGCAUGACAUCUCCGGAGGUUCAGCAUCGUCGGAGAGAGUCGUCGCCGGCAUCACCGUCGCCACCGCUGACGACCUCCCUUUCUCAAAACCCAUUCACAGAAUCUUCCCCAUUCCGGGCGGCAUCCCUCUUGUUGAUAAUAACCCAAACCCCUCCACCACAACAAGCGCCGUGAUCAGCGACGUCGACACUCACAACAACGUUGUUAUUGACAACGCUAACAUGCUUCCGUAUGUUAAACCAGGUGCUCUACCUUUGGGAGCAACGUUACUGGAUAAGGUUCUGUUUGGGAGAGUGACGGUUAUGGACUAUGAGGUCACGCGAGGACGUGAUGUGGGUUCGAAAGUUAUAGGUAGAGCACAGGGGUUUCAUUUGGCAAGUUCAUGGGACGGAACCAGCAAAACCGUGGCAUUCACUGUGUUAUUAGCCGACGAGGAGGAGGACACUAUUAGCUUCUUUGGUGUCCAUCGAACGGCUGAGAUUGAGUCUGGUGUUGCUGUGGUAGGAGGAACCGGCAAAUAUGAAAAUGCGAAAGGAUAUGCCAAACUUGAGAUUGGCCAUUUAUUACCUGGUCAACAAAUCAGAAAUGGGGUGGACGCAGUUGUUCAGACCACUGUUUACCUCACUCUGCAUACGAGUCCCUAA
Neltuma alba is the source of this 762-nucleotide messenger RNA. Its product is annotated as dirigent protein 9-like. The coding region runs from base 1 to 762 and encodes 253 amino acids. The transcript has a single exon. The record is from RefSeq and is a predicted model, not a curated record. Lineage: Eukaryota; Viridiplantae; Streptophyta; Magnoliopsida; Fabales; Fabaceae.